UUAGAGGCGGAAAGACAGUCGCUCCAUUUGCCGCAUUUCAGCAGGUCCGCCGAACUGGACAAACAAGUUCGGCGACAAUCUGAAAGGCGAAACCGCCCCACGCCUGUUAAAUAGGAGCUCAGCUCGUCGCCGGCGCACACUCAAGCAACAGGCGCUGCUCCGAGGGGGACACCGAAGCCAAGAACCCGCUCGCCUGAUUCCCAUCCAGCCAAUCCCCGCGUCAUCAGAGCAGAGGAGGAGCGCGACUCCACAUUCAGCCGCAGCGCGACAAGAUGAUGCAGCUUCCAGAAACCCCCAACCAGAAGAACUCUCUCUUCACCGCCAUGAACCGCUUCCUGGGGGCGGUCAACAACAUGGACCAGACCGUCAUGGUGCCCAGCCUGCUGCGAGACGUUCCGCUGGACGAGCUGAGCUGCCUCAAGUCGGACGAAGACGAGGAGGGCACCAUGUACGGCUACUACCAGCUGCUCAAGUCCAUCCGACGGGACAUCGAGUGGGGGGUGCGGGGCGCGGUCCUCGAUGCCAACCGCAAAGAGGGCAUGAAGAUCACCCGCAUGAACUCCACCGCCUCCACCGGGUCCUCGUCCUCCUGCUCGUCCUGCUGCUCCUCCUCCUGCUCCUCCACCUGCUCGGACGAUGACGAGGAGGAAGACCUGCAGAAGCAGUUCCAGUACCACCUGACUGGACUCCAGGGGGUCCUGUCCAAGCUGACCCAGCAGGCCAACUCUCUCACCAAGCGCUACAAGCAGGAGAUCGGACUGUAAAGACUUGGAAAGGACUCUCUGCUGGAGCAACUUCUGGACCUCGCGUUUCAUGGUGUUACUGAUGGUCCGAACUCGACUUUGCACUCCGCGGUGUGGCAACACCUCACAGUGAACCUAUUUAUGUAUAUUUAUUACCUCGCCUUCGACAAUCCUUCCACUUUUGAAAAGCCCCGUGUUGGAUGAACACCAGGACUGGUCAUCUCUACCGAGCUCUGGCGAAGGAUCUCGCUCCUGUGGUGACGCGUUUGAUGCCAGUCGGUUGGGACGACCGCGUCCAGUGAUGACGACACUUUCUCCUUCCAUGUCCGCUCUACUGUCUGGAGGAGGGAGGCAGAUGCUACUGUGGCUGCCAGUGAUCUCCCCGUGUCCUACAUGGCCAGUGAACUGGAACCAAAAGAUAAUUCUUUCACAAAGAGAAUAAUGACUGGUUUUCCAGGCGACACUGUUGUUUUAUUAAUGUCAAGGUAUUAUGGGAGCUGUCCCAUCUGCCCCAAAGGAGCUUUUGUCUGAACCUUUUGCACAACUUUUGUACAGAAAUUCAUUUCUUAAUAAAAUUUUGAUAUGAAC
Molecule: messenger RNA, 1331 nt
Organism: Synchiropus splendidus (mandarinfish)
Lineage: Eukaryota; Metazoa; Chordata; Actinopteri; Syngnathiformes; Callionymidae
Product: mid1-interacting protein 1-B-like
Exons: 1
Coding region: 273-764 (163 amino acids)
Biological process (GO): regulation of lipid biosynthetic process
Cellular component (GO): cytosol
Source: RefSeq, a predicted model, not a curated record